Molecule: messenger RNA, 4443 nt
Organism: Orussus abietinus
Lineage: Eukaryota; Metazoa; Arthropoda; Insecta; Hymenoptera; Orussidae
Product: zinc finger protein 91
Exons: 6
Coding region: 174-4292 (1372 amino acids)
Biological process (GO): regulation of transcription by RNA polymerase II
Cellular component (GO): nucleus
Molecular function (GO): RNA polymerase II transcription regulatory region sequence-specific DNA binding; zinc ion binding; DNA-binding transcription factor activity, RNA polymerase II-specific
Source: RefSeq, a predicted model, not a curated record
CGGCGAGUGCCCGCCGGAGAUAGCCGAGCGCCGACGGAAGCGGCCGAAGGUGGGCGCCGAGCGGUGAGCGAACGACGCGCAACGAGCGACGCGGGUCUUCUCCGGCCUGGGUAAAAGAGCGUUCGCGUCCACGGGCGCGGCCUGCGUCUCGAACUGGCGUUUUACGUGGGAAAAUGUCCUCCCUCGACUAUUUGGACCUGUGCCGGCUGUGUCUCGUGAAAGAUCGCGUCUCCGUGCCGAUUUUCGAGGGCGAGGGCGACGUCAGGCAGAUUUUCCUCAAAAUUGCAGCCUGCCUGCCGGUCAAGAUUGCCAGAGAAGACAAACUACCCAAGAAAAUAUGUGAUGACUGUGUGUAUAAAGUAGAACUAUUUUAUCAAUUUUGGAAUACGACCGCGAACGCGGAGAAGCAGCUUCUGCAAUGGCUAGGAGAAGUUGGACUGGAGGAGGACAAACAAACCUACGUAACGGGAGUCCUCAACCCGAAUGUGAUGAAGCAAGAACAAAGCGGUGAGAAUAGAUUAGAUGGUAGCGUGAUGCAGCAAGUCGCUGGACAUCAAGCUAGUAUGGGUAUGGGUAUUAUCGACAACAUGACGUUGGGCAUGCCCAUGAUGAUACCCACUGCCAGUCAACAACAAAUGACCUCAGUUCCUAUGGACACCGGUGGUACGACAGUACAAACGGUUCAGGCAGUGCCAGGACCUAGUACGCAAGCCACUCACGACCAAAUGGCGCAGAAUCAAGUAAAUGCUUCUGCACCACAAGAAGAAGACGAGGAGACUAGCGAAGAGGAUGAAAACUCCGACGACGAGUGCGACGGAGAUGAAGGCCUACCCGUUAAAGAAGAGAGCGAAGAGGACCCUAGCAGUAGUCGAACUAUCGAACCUACGACGUUUGUCAACGUUUCGCUGGCAUGUGACGAAGCUGGUCCUUCGGGGCUCCAACAACAGAAGAUUACUGAGAUGCCUGAGAUGACGAUACCACAGCCAACGGAUGCCGAUCCCAAGUCUGGAAAUGAAGAUCCGCUUGACUGCCACCCAUACUCUCUGAUCGAAUACGGUGGAAGAUACACCUGGACACGAUUAGGACACGGAAGCGGCCUGGUCGAAGAUGCAUUGAGUAUUCCGCCAUAUCUAUCAACGACUAUCGAGUACACGGACACCAAGCCGAGUAUUACGGAGUUGAAGAGAGCUUUAGCGGCAGCCUCGUUGCAAGCUUCCAAAAAUCCCCAGGGCAAAGGGUCCACCCCACGUAGGGCGAAGACCCACCUUACAGAAGUAGGGAAAUCACCGAUGACCCUUCGCACCCCAAAACGUCGGUCGUUUUUCAACGAGGAACCCGACCUGGGGACCAACCAGUCGAUGCCCAAGAAGAUUCCAAGAUUCCCCUGCACCUUCUGCGGAAAGAAGUUCACCACCGAGAUGUUCCUCGAGAGGCACAGGAAGCUCCACGACGUGGGGUUCGUCGAGUGCAAAAUGUGCAAGGCCCGGUUCCAGUCCAUCCGAGGGGUACAGCGACAUUACGACUGGGUCCACAAGGGCCAGGAGCCGGGGUUCAACCUGAGAAGUAUCCGCUACGCUGAGAUGCUGCAAGAACGCGAGGAGAAGUUGAAGAAGUCGAAGCGCUUCAAGUGCACCGUUUGCGUGAGAAGCUUCUCCAACGCGUACUGUCUGAGGAUGCACAAGUGCUUGCACGACAGGGGGCCCGUGGAGUGCGAGAUCUGCAAGCUUCAGUUUAAGACGAAGUCCUCGAUGAAGCACCACUUCGUCCGGCACCACACCAGCUACGGGGCCGAAAUCUCGCUGCAGAGCCGAUUGAGUCGUCAUAAGGAUCUUAAAGUACCCUUGAAGUACUACAGAUGCAACAUUUGCUCGAAGGACUUCCAUUAUAAGGACGUCCUGGAGGAGCACAAGAAGACGCACGCCCUGGACUACCUCCAGUGCUCGAUCUGCAACUUGAAGUACAAGACCAAGCUGGGUCUCCAGCAGCACCAUGUGCGAGCUCAUAGCUGUUCCCAGCCGAAGUUCGAGUGCGAUUACUGCGGUGCUCGCUUCAAACUCAAGGGCGACUUGACUCCUCACAUCUUCAGGAAGCACCUCAGCAGCAGCAAAGUGUGCAGCUACUGUGGGAAGGAGGUCUGGCACCUCCGCAGACACGAACGUGCCCAUCAUGAGCAACACGAAGGGCAGAUCAAGUUCCCCUGCCACCUGUGUAACUUGAAGUUCUUCUCGAAGAUUAGACUGGAGAACCACCUGUUGAAGCACAAGUGGGGCACCACGUGCCUCAAGUGUGGCGAACACUUUGCGGAGCUGAAGGAUCUGGCGACUCACAAACGGGAGAAGCAUUUCUUUACCUGUGAUUACUGUCAACAGCAUAGAACCAAAAAAUCGGAACUGCUUCUCCAUAUCCAAAGAAUACAUCUGGCCCCAAAAGGAACCCCGUCGAAGAUCAAUUGCGUUGAGUUUCGGAAAAGAAAGAAGACUCCGAAAUACGAGCUUAGUCAGGAAAGAAAGAACGAUCAGAAAGUCGAUCUUGGUCAGGAAGGAAACAAUCGGAAGAGGGAUUUUAGUCAAGAAGGACGGAACGAUCAGAUGAGCGAUCUUAAACAGGAGAGAAAGAACGAUCAGACGAGGGAUCUCAGUCAGGAAAGGAAGAUCAAUCGGAGGAGCUUUCCUUGCCAACUUUGCAUGUCGUCUUUCUCCUCGGCCCAAAAACGCAACGAACACAAGAAGAUUCACGAAGCAGAUUACAUUCCAUGUUCGGUGUGCGGCUUGCAGUUCAGAACAAGGAUAGGCUUGACGAAGCACCACGCGCGAAUGCACGACAAUUAUGAACUGAAGAUCAACUUGAAGAGUUUCCGCGAUUCGCACGCGAUCGAUGCUCCUCUUGAGCUGCUAGCCAAUUUCGAGAUGAAGAGGACGAAGCCAUCCGAUUCCGCGAGAAGAGACGAGGACAUCGAGAUGAAGAGGACACACUCAUCCGAUUCCACAAGGAGAGACGAGGACACCGAGAUGAAGAGGACGAACUCAUCCGAUUCCGCGAGGAGAGAAGAGGACACCAAGAUGAAGAGGACAAACCCAUCCGAUUCCGCGAGGACAGAAGAGAACACCGAGAUGAAGAGGACGACCUCAUCCGAUUCCGCAAGGAGAGACGAGGACACCGAAAACGUCGACGACGAUUCCGAGAGGGCUGGUACUUCCUUGGAGGCAAUGAAGAUCGAGAGAAGAGACCCAACAUCCGGCAUCUUUGGGCAAAAAGAAGGCCAAAGUAAAGAAAUAAACGAUAUGUUGAACAACACCUGCAACAUAGAGACCCUAGCGAAAGAAUUGGGAGCUGGAGAGUACGCCAAUCUGGAGCGGAAGAAACGUUUCGCCUGCGGACUUUGCACGCGAACUUUUAAAACCGUCGAUGAGCGCGAAGAGCACAAGAAAACCCACAAAAAUGAUUACGUGGAGUGCUCGAUCUGCGGCCUUCACUUCAAGUCGUUACUAGGCUUGAAGCAGCACCGCAUCCGUGCCCACGAGACCGAACAGAAGCUGAAGAAGCGCUCCUUGUGCAGACUUUGCAGACGAAGCUUCGCAACGGAAGAGGAACUCGAAGAGCACCGAAAGAUCCACGGCGUGGACUUCCUGCAGUGCACGCUUUGCGACUUGAAGCUGAAGUCUCUGCUAGGUCUGAAGCAACACUACAUCCGAGCCCAUAACACCAUGGAGCCGAAGUUCAUCUGCGAUCAUUGUGGGAAUAGGUUUAAGCUGAAGAACGAUUUGUUCCUCCACAUUCAGAGAACUCACAUGUCCGUCAUCGGCACGUGUCGUUUCUGCGGCAGGAAGUUGAAGGACCUGAAGAAUCACGAGGCGCGACACAGACAGCGUCUUAAGGGCACCGAUGGCCAACUAACGUGUUCGCUUUGCGGGAAAACGUUCUGGUCCCAGAUAAAGCUCGACAACCACAUAAGCUUGCACAUGCAGACCCCGAACCAGGAGCUGCAGUGCCCUAAAUGCGAUUUGACGUUCCAGGACGUGAAGACGAUGUCCCGACACAGACGGCUGGAGCACAGAUCGGGCCCUUUCACGUGCACCAUUUGUCAGAAGGUUUAUCCUCUGCGGAAUAAUUUUUACCAACACGUUCUCACCCAUGCGGGGAUCAAACCGUACAAAUGCGACAUUUGUAAAGACGUCUUCAGUCAUCGCACUUCCAUGCUGAAGCAUAGGAAGACUCAUCCUGUGCCGCUUCCUCCCACGCCACCCCCUGUACCCAUUGCUCAACUUGCUAAAGGGAUCCUGCAAAUAUUCUGAUCGAGUCGCCUGUGAUAUCCUGACAAAAAACAACGAAGAUCCACUACGUAUCCAUCCACGAAAGGGAAAGAAACCCACUUGGAUCCCGAAGGAAACCCUAACCCAAGCCGCAGUUUCCUUCAAAGCGUCCUCGAAUUUCGAGUGCACCGUC